ACUAAACUCUCCAAGGGACCCCCAAUCCAUGCCCCCUACAAAACCGCGAUCGCCCCUCGACCCCAAACCUCUCCGACCCCGCCGCCGCUCCUCAACCUCAAACCCUCCAUUUGUACCCACAAAACCUACGAAACCAAUGACAGACGAAUCGCUUCGCCAGAAAUCCGUACAAACCUUGGCGCAGGCGAUAACGAGUAAUGCGCCGGCUCCGGGAGAUGAUCAUUUGAGGAUUGCGCAGGAUGUUGAGGAGGCAAUUUUUCAGGCGCAUGGAAGUGCGACGGGGAAUGACUAUCGGGAGGCUGUGCGGUCGAGGAUUCUGAACUUGAAAGACCCCAAGAACCCCGACUUGGCCUCUCGCCUAACAUCCUCCGCGAUCACCCCGCAAACCUUCGCAACGAUGUCUAUCCAAGAAAUGGCUUCCCCAGCUCUGAAACACGAAAUCGAGGAAAUUCGGGACGAGAAUAUGAGGCAAGCGGUCGAGGUGGAGGAGAAGCAGCCGAUUCAGGUGGAUGAGGAUAUGCCGCCGGGGGAGGGUGGAGCAGAUGUUGGGAGGACUGGGCAGAUGGGGUUGGAGUUUGAUCAGCCUGGGAGUGCGAGUGCGUAAGUAAUCAGUCAGGUGUU
Molecule: messenger RNA, 621 nt
Organism: Saitoella complicata NRRL Y-17804
Lineage: Eukaryota; Fungi; Ascomycota; Saitoellomycetes; Saitoellales; Saitoellaceae
Product: elongation factor TFIIS domain 2-containing protein
Exons: 2
Coding region: 29-604 (191 amino acids)
Biological process (GO): DNA-templated transcription
Cellular component (GO): nucleus
Source: RefSeq, a predicted model, not a curated record